UUCGUUACACAAAUAAGCAUUUAAAAUACUACUUUAUGGAAACGUUUUGUGAUAUCCAUCAAGAAUACAUAUUAUAAAACAUGAUGCCGUCAAAUGCUCAAUUUCUCACGAGUUAAAUAAACAAAGACAAAACAAGCUUUCUUCAGUUGCCAUUUCGGUUUUCCGUCUUCCGUGGUGUGUUUGUGAUUUCCGUUGAGGCAGUUACGUCUUAUUUUUGCCAAAAUAAACAAUAUUAUUUGUUAUAAAUUCCAAAACAUAAUCAACUUGUUACAUGUGUCUGUGAGGUGUGAAAAAUACUUUAAUUAAAUGAAUGUGAUUUGCAAUGUCUGCAGUAUUCGAUGAUAGAGAAGCUUAUAGCAAAAGCCCAUAUUUCACGAAGCACGAAUACGGCGACUUCACACCAUUUUACAUCGCAAUUACAAUUUGUACUGUAAUUGGACUAACAAUCUUCAUCUUAAACGUAGUUUUAGGCUGUUGCUCGAGAUAUUCAGGUUACUGGAACGAUAGACAUACAGGUAACCGUUGGAUAGCUUCUCUCUGGACGGCUACUCCUCACCAACAGCCAGCUUUGGACUACACUGAAUUGCAAGAUAUUUACGUACCCCCUCAACACCAAGCGGUUUAUCACCACCCUCCAACCCCUCCGCCGCCAAUUCAAUACCAGGAGCUUAAAAAGAAGGAAAGCGACAUAUAAACUACGUGAAAAUGUUUCACGUAUA
Molecule: messenger RNA, 719 nt
Organism: Anoplophora glabripennis (Asian longhorned beetle)
Lineage: Eukaryota; Metazoa; Arthropoda; Insecta; Coleoptera; Cerambycidae
Gene: wrm1
Exons: 3
Coding region: 323-694 (123 amino acids)
Source: RefSeq, a predicted model, not a curated record